Messenger RNA from Schizosaccharomyces osmophilus, 2034 nucleotides. It is a transcript of the gene ssp1, whose product is annotated as calcium/calmodulin-dependent (CaMKK) protein kinase Ssp1. Gene Ontology annotation, molecular function: ATP binding; protein serine/threonine kinase activity. Lineage: Eukaryota; Fungi; Ascomycota; Schizosaccharomycetes; Schizosaccharomycetales; Schizosaccharomycetaceae. Gene Ontology annotation, biological process: protein phosphorylation; intracellular signal transduction. The transcript has a single exon. Bases 1 to 2034 code for a protein of 677 amino acids. The record is from RefSeq and is a predicted model, not a curated record. Gene Ontology annotation, cellular component: cytoplasm.
AUGGGAUUGUCGAAUAACGAUCAAAACCCUAACAACACCAAUCUUUUCCGAAAGCAUACGUGGCACCCGGAAACGAAUGAUUUAAAGAAAGAAAGGCGGGCUAGCGGUUUACCUGGGGAUUUCAAUGGAACAGCUUCGGAGUUGGAUCAAUCGGAUUCUUUUCGAAAGCGAAACUUCAGCGCCGGUGACUAUGUCAUUUCGCCUGGGUCAAAUGGUGCCGGAGGAAGUACUUUAACCCAUUCCUGGACGUUUCAACCUGGCCGACACAACCAGGGUUUAUAUUCUAACAAUUUCCGAGAAGCCCAACGCCAAUGGAAGCGCUUACAAGAGUGGGGUGAAGUUAAAGAAACGAAGAAAAUAAAAAAGCGAUUUGAUCGGUUCUCUGGCCGGAAAUUCAUUAACGACUAUGAGAUUCUCAGCGAAGUUGGUCGCGGCAUGCACGGAAAGGUCAAGUUGGGCCGUGAAAUGAAUACCAAGGAACUGUUAGCUAUUAAGAUUAUCCCCAAAACGGAGCGUCGUCCCAAGCUAGGCCGUGCUAAUUCUGGAAGCCAAAAAGAGAAAGUACGUCGCGAAAUCGCUAUUCUGAAAAAGUGUAUUCAUCCGAACGUUGUCCGUUUGCGUGAGGUCAUUGAUGAUCCAAAUUCUACAAAAGUAUAUUUGGUCCUUGAAUGUAUGAAUGGAGGCGAGAUUCAGUGGUCGGAAAAUCAGUCUCCUCUUUUAUCUGUCGAACAGGCUCGCCAGUAUUUCCGUGAUGUGGUCUGUGGUCUUGAAUACCUUCACUAUCAAGGGAUCAUCCAUCGAGAUAUUAAGCCUGCCAACCUUCUUUUGAGUUCUUCGGGAUGCGUUAAAAUAUCCGAUUUUGGAGUUUCCUAUAUAGCACGUAGCGGUUUAAAUGAAGAAAAUGAUGUUGAACUCGUAAAGACCGUAGGUACGCCGGCCUUUUUUGCUCCUGAGCUAUGUUGGACGGAUUUAGACCGUCCCAGGCCGAAAAUAUCCGAAGCUAUUGAUGUGUGGGCUUUAGGUGUCACCCUUUUCUGUCUUUUGUUUGGCCGGUGCCCUUUUCAAGCGUCCAUGGAAUAUGAGUUGUUUGAUAAGAUCGUUAAUGAACCUUUACGGAUCCCUGAUGCCCCCGAUAUAGGAGACGACGGUCGUGAUUUGCUUAACAGAUUGCUUAACAAAGACCCGAAUACUCGUAUAACGUUGGCUGAAGUAAAGCGUCACCCAUGGACAAUUCGUGAUAUGCCAGACUUUGAAGAUUGGUUUAAGGGUACAAACCCUGAAGCAAGCGGCCGUGUUGAAGUAUCCAAUGAUGAAGUUGCUUCUGCUAUUAGUUUGGUUGGUCGUUUGCGUAGAAAGCUUGGUAAGCUUUUCCGCUUUCGUCGUCCAAAAACACAAGAGCAGGAAUCACAAGAACAGGAAUCUUCAACGUCUCCUUCUGAUUCGUCCUUGCGUAGGGAAACCGGUACCAGUAAUUCAUCAAUUGCUUUAUCCCCCAGUCAGUUAUCCGAUUCAUUCAAUCACAUGUCUGUGGAUAAACAAGAAAAUAACGCAGGCGAGUCCGAAGAAAAUGCUAGGGACGCAGGUGCCGGUGGGGGAGGUCAGCACUUGGAGAAACCUAAGAUUGAUUUCAAUUGGGACCGUUCCCCUAUGAGUGAGAUUUCAAACCCGGUUGAAGAGGUUGAUACAAAACCUGACGAAGAUGAUUACGAUGAAGAUGAUUCUUCUGAUGACCGAAGUCCAGAUUCGUUAAGUAUGCAUCCAGGGGGAGCUGGUUAUGAUGUCUAUUGUCAAGCUUACACGGAUUCACAUAAUAAUAGAAUGGAAUAUUCCCAACAGGCCGAUCAUGACUUGAAGAAAGACCAGGUCCCGAUGGUUGCUUGGCGUGACUAUGAGCAUUUAAACAGGUCUCGCCCGGGGGAGGAUCCAAAUUAUAAUUCUAUUUCAGGUUUUCUAUCUGCCAAUGGGUUGCCCAUGAGCCAAGCUCCAAGUACUUCUCCGUAUAUCUUUGAACAUCCCAUGACUUCGAGUCACUAA